This is a messenger RNA of Exaiptasia diaphana, 1122 nucleotides long. RefSeq lists its product as uncharacterized. NCBI's taxonomy places the organism in Eukaryota, Metazoa, Cnidaria, Anthozoa, Actiniaria, Aiptasiidae. The annotation marks the transcript as partial. The transcript has a single exon. Gene Ontology annotation, molecular function: protein binding. The record is from RefSeq and is a predicted model, not a curated record.
CCAGAAGCAGCAUCAAAAGACAACAAUAUACAUCUAUGGGAUGUCAGUGGACCUAGAGAACCUGCGCUUUUGAGUGACGACUUCGUUCGAGACUUGGAUUUCAGCCCUGAUGGCCGACGAAUAGCUACGGUUUCUAGCGACGGUCUUCAUAUUUGGAACAGCGGCACUGGCAAAGUGUUGAUUUCAUCAAAUUUCGACGAAGAGUUUGCUGAAUCUGUUCGUUUUUCUCCAAACGGCGAAUUGCUGGCAAAUGUCAAGGCUCUUGCACCUAGGGCAUAUGUCUGGAACGCUUCAACUGGCGCACUUGUUUCAAACAUAAGAGUAAUAGACACCUCAGGUUCCAGCAAAGAUUCUGACAAUCCACUAAUGCAAGUAAGAUUAGGAUUUAGCCCCGAUAGCACUUAUCUGUUUAGUCAUGUAGAGACCCUUGGCGAUGAAAGGUCAGAAACGCGGAGCGCUAGCGUAUCGACUGGGGAAAUAGUUGCAACCCUUGAUCGGGAUUGGUAUCCAGAUGAGAAGUUCUCCUGCUUUGAUGAAGAUUCUUUGUUUGUAUUCAAGAUGUCUGAUUCGAAGUCAGGAUCAGAUCUUUACUCCUGGAAAUUUCUAGAAGGCUCAAAGAACAAGUUACUGUCGUAUGGUAGCAAGAUGAGAAGCUUCACAUGCAGUGAGGGGGCGAAGGUCAUUGCUACUGUUCUAGCCGAUGAAACAGUACGGAUUUGGUCUAGACAAUCGAACUCACGUAUCUUCAGGUAUCGAUCCUCAGUGCGACUGGCAACACUCGAUCAGACUGGAUCCUUUCUUGCUACUGCUUCGAGCGAAAAUGAAAUCCACGUUUGGUCGCUUGUCGACGGCGAAAAGACGGGUUUAAUGUCGGGCCACAAGGAAGAGAUUGAAGAAUUGAUAUUUGGUCCCGGUGGGAAGUUGCUACUUUCAGUUUCCAACGAUAGAGUUCGGCUAUGGGAACAGAGAGACGACGGAUAUUUUUUAUUGAACGAGUUUCAACAGUGGGGCUUAGAAGGAAUAACAGCGGCUAAGCUCGAUAGAAGUGGGACAAAAUUAGCAAUCAUUGACUCGGAUUCCUUUCCAAAAGUUUGGCCUGUCAUCGGAUCUGUGGAAGAGCUG